AUUUUUGUCAGAGUAAAGAACAGACAAAAAACAAGACACAGAACCAAAUGUGUGGGUUUCAGUCAUUGCACUCUCUUCAUUCCCUACCUGCUCUCUCUGCUCUGAUAAUGGCUGCCCUGCAUUUUGCUGGUGGUAUCACCUUCUUCUUCUUCAUGUAAUGGGUCAUGACCUCCGUCUCCAGAAGGCAAGUUGGAGCUAGGUAUUGAACAAUUCCUGGUUUCACCCUUAAACAUGAAAACAAGACCUAAAGAUGGUUGGCUGUCUAUUGUGCCGCUUUGUUUCAGACGAAAUUCAGUUGCUCAUUUUUGCAUGUUCCAAAAAGUAAAGUCAGCCAGUAGCAUCCCCGGUGCCACUCCUGUCUACCUAAAUGUAUAUGACUUAACAACAGUCAAUGGCUAUGUCUAUUGGGCAGGCCUUGGUAUCUUUCACACUGGUGUGGAAGUUCAUGGUAUAGAAUAUGCUUUUGGAGCUCAUGACUACCCAACAAGCGGUGUCUUUGAGGUUGAACCUCGAAAGUGCCCUGGCUUCAAGUUUAGGAAGUCAAUAUUUAUGGGAACAACACGCUUGGAACCUGCCCAAGUUAGAGAGUUCAUGGAGCGCCAAUCUUUAAGCUAUAAUGGUGAUACAUAUCACCUGAUUGUUAAGAACUGCAACCAUUUCUGUGAGGAUAUUUGUUACAAGCUGACAGGAAACCGGAUACCAAAAUGGGUGAAUCGUCUUGCAAGAAUAGGUUCAGUAUGCAACUGUAUACUCCCUGAGGCUCUUAAAGUUUCUGCUGUGCGUCAUGACCCGAACUUACAAGAAUGUGAAAGUGAGAAGAGGAGGCUAAGAAGUGCCUUCAGUAGCUUGUCAUCAAUCUCAAUGCCUCUGCCUCUACCCCAAAGGGAAGUAUCAAUGGCCUCACUGUUUCUUCACUCCCACUAUAAAGGUUGCCUACCACCAUGGGAGUGGAAGAGAUCCAAAAGUGCCUCAUUGAAGCAAGGGUGAGAAGAUUCUUUUAUCUUCCACCCCAAAACUUUGAUCCAUUUGGGGAUACCGCCACCUCUUUUAACCCUUUUUCACUUGAAGGAACGAAAAUAUGUGAAUGCUUGCUUUGUUCUUGUGAAUGUUACAACAGUGGGCUUUUCUCUUUCUCUGUUUCUGCUAACCUGUGUUUCCGAAGUUGCUUGUUCAUAUAUAUCAAAGAAGUUGUAUCUGUAGAACAUAACGCUAAAUGGUUCCUACAAUUGUUUCU
This is a messenger RNA of Rubroshorea leprosula, 1234 nucleotides long. The record is from the annotation of a GenBank genome assembly. Lineage: Eukaryota; Viridiplantae; Streptophyta; Magnoliopsida; Malvales; Dipterocarpaceae.